AUGUUGACUUCCAUUCUCUUCCUUUCUGCUAUCGUCUCGACGGCCUGGAGCUGUCCAAAGCAUGACAACUACCAAUCCCAUCCACACCUGGGUCGGCGGCAGGUCCGUAUCGACGUCGGGAGAGAGCCCAAGGACUGGAAUUACGAUGUCUCUGCUGAUUGGGCGACGAUAAAACCCGAAUAUUCCCUCUGUCAAUCUGGAACGCACCAGUCCCCCAUCAACAUCGUCGGACAAGAGUUGGCAACCCUGCACAAACCCGAGUUCGAGGGCUACAAGAAUGAACCUCUACCCGGGAACUUCGCCAACUGGCAAUUCGCCCCGUCCUUCACGCUACAUCACCCAGAAGGCGAGAUCACAGGCCUGCCCAACUUCAAGUUUGACGACCAAGAGGUCUUCCUGAUAGGCUGGCACAUACACGCCCCUUCGGAACACCUCAUCGACGGCGUUCGAAGCCGUGCCGAGAUCCACAUGGUCCACGUCAAUGAAGAAGACGAGGAGGCGGCUGUCAUUGGCAUCCGCGUCGGCGUCGCACCCCCUGAGGCACCCACGGAAUCGGCAUUCUUCAAGCAGCUCGGCCCUCUGAUCCACUUCAACGACACUUCUCAGAUCGAGGGUCUCCAAGUCAACGUGCGUUUGGCCAUCGAUGAAGUCGGCGGGCUCGAAGAGUACUGGACGUACAAGGGCAGCCUGACCACGCCCCCAUGCAGCGAGGGGUUGAGGUGGUUCGUCCCCAAGCAAGAGUUGUUGGUUAGUGAGGGACAAAUGGUAGAGAUCCUCGCGGCCAGCAGGUUCUCACAUCGUGUCACACAAGAGGUCUGGUUACAUGAUAUCAAUUUGUAA
This is a messenger RNA of Exophiala spinifera, 840 nucleotides long. RefSeq lists its product as uncharacterized. The coding region runs from base 1 to 840 and encodes 279 amino acids. NCBI's taxonomy places the organism in Eukaryota, Fungi, Ascomycota, Eurotiomycetes, Chaetothyriales, Herpotrichiellaceae. The record is from RefSeq and is a predicted model, not a curated record. Gene Ontology annotation, molecular function: carbonate dehydratase activity; zinc ion binding. The transcript is spliced from 2 exons.